This is a messenger RNA of Syngnathus acus (greater pipefish), 2659 nucleotides long. RefSeq names its product non-SMC condensin I complex, subunit H (gene ncaph). The transcript has 18 exons. NCBI's taxonomy places the organism in Eukaryota, Metazoa, Chordata, Actinopteri, Syngnathiformes, Syngnathidae. Gene Ontology annotation, molecular function: chromatin binding. Gene Ontology annotation, cellular component: condensin complex. The record is from RefSeq and is a predicted model, not a curated record. The coding region runs from base 119 to 2188 and encodes 689 amino acids. Gene Ontology annotation, biological process: mitotic chromosome condensation.
AAAAUUCAAACGCUUGCCCGCUAGGAAGCAUUGUGGUGUGUUUUUACCAAUAUCAACCCGCACUGGAUUUUACACAUUUCAGAAUACCGUGAGGGAAAAUAACACGUUUUAUGCCAAGAUGAGUGCGGCCAGCUCACCUGUCUCGCGGUUGCACCAAGGAUGGAUAUCGUCAUCCAUGAAGCACAAGGGCGUAUCGCCAGCAGCCUGUAGCACACCAUUACUUGCAGCCUUCCCCGGCAACGAUGAUGAGAAGGAGCGACGUCAGCGCCGACGCUCAAGAGUAAUUGACCUUCAAACUGCUUUGGAUUCCUCUUUGAAUGACUCUGCACAUCACAGUGCUGCGGGGACACCUGCCGCCGUGCCAAAGUUGUCCAAUGCUCAAAUCUCAGAACAUUACUCCACCUGCAUCAAACUUUCCACUGAGAAUAAAAUUACAACAAAAAAUGCCUUCGGUCUACAUCUUAUUGAUUACAUGGCUGACAUUCUUAAACAGAAAGAUUCGGAGCUCACUAACUUCAAGGUGGCAGCUGGGACACUGGAUGCCAGUACCAAGAUCUAUGCUGUGAGGGUGGAUGCAGUUCAUGCUGAUGCCUACAGAGUACUCGGUGGCCUUGGGGCUGAAACCAAAUCCGGAGAUGACAAUGGACUCAAAGAGGAUGAGCAAAAUGAAGAUGGUGAAGUAACAACCAAGCAGCCAAAGAAGAAAAGGCCCCCUAAGAAGACAGUGGAGCAGAAUCUGAGCAACUUAAAUAGUGCUGAGUCGGAGAGGAAGUGUGAGAUAGACCCCAUUUUUCAUCGCAUGGCAUCAUCCUUUGAUGAAAGUAGCACAGCUGGGGUCUUCCUGUCGGUUCUCUUCAGUGAAAACAAUCGCUGUGAGCUGCUCUUUCCAUCCCGCAUGACCCUUUUGCAGUCUACAUCCUCCUACUCUCCCCCACCUGCUAUGACGGUCCCUACAUCCCCAUUUAUGGCUGGACUGCAGCGGUCUCAGGAGAAAAGCGACAUCUGCCCCUCUCUGAAGGACUUCUCCUUCACAAGCUGGAACCCUGAGCAGACAAUGAACCAACAUUUGGAGAAAAUGAAGCAGGGUGAACACGUUUUCGACGUCAAUGCUGAGCCUGAACCAGAAGCUGAUGAAGAAGAUUGCCCUGAAUUUGAUGGAGACUACGAAGAGGAGCAGGGCGACUGUGAGGAGGGGCCGAAAGAACAUAAAGACGGUUGCGAGCCUUUCGUUUCUGGAAGAGGACGCGGUGUGAUACCAAUUGGAGAGGGAGAUAUCACCACUAUGUGUCUGCAGCUGUCCUCUCAGCCCAGGGAGUAUUCGUACUUCAGCCCAAGGACAAUGGCCGCAUGGGCCGGACCGGGCUACUGGCAGUUCAAGCCAAAACACAAGUUGGACCAUUUACCUGACAAGGAGAUACGAAAAAAGAAGCCCAAAAAGGCCUUUGAAAUAGACUUCAACACGGAUGUCAACUUUGAGACCUACUUCCGUACCACAAGAGCUGCCACCACUAUCACCAAGUCUGCCCUCAGUUCCAGCAACAAGAAAACAACUCUCCCAGCCGACUUGCAGUUUCAUCCAGAGGUUCUCUCCCAGCUCAACCUUAAACCGUCCAUGUCGUUAUGUCAAGAAGCACAGAAGAGGCUCUCGGGGGAGCUUGGAGAAGGCAUUGGAGAUUACGACUACAACAAUCCCAACGAUACAACCAACUUUUGCCCUGGUCUUCAGGCUGCUGACAGUGACGAUGAGAUGGAAGGGUUUCCCGACAGUGACGAUACCCAACCUUCAGGCGAGAAUUUUCCACCGCUCUCACAAGAAGGCGUCUCGACUUAUGGCGAUGGAGAUCUUGUGCCUGAACCGCAUAGAGUCAACAAGAUAGAAAUCAACUAUGCUAAGACGGCCAAGAAAAUGGACAUGAAACGACUCAAAAGCAGUAUGUGGACUCUUCUAACUGAUAGCCCAGAAAAUCCCACUAAGGAAGUGGAUGUUGCAGAGAAACCAGAGGUUUGUGGGGAAAAAGUCUUCAGCCAGACCACAAAGAUAUUGCUUCAGAGAUUACCCAAUACAAUGGCUCAGAACUUGUCAGUACCUUUGGCGUUUGUUGCUCUGCUCCAUCUUGCAAAUGAAAAGAAUUUGGAGCUGGAGAAGGUUGAUGACAUGUCAGACAUUAUCAUUAGGCAAGGCCAUUGAGGAGAAACGUAUUUGGAUAUAAAAGGUUUUAUGUUGAAUUGUUUUAUGCUUUUAUAUAACGCUUAAAGUGUAUAACUUGUGUUUUUCAGCAGCAAAUAUAUUUUGUUGGCUUCCAUAGAUUUCAGAGAAAUGUUACUAGUUUGGAUGAUGUGUGUUCUCUUCAGGAGAAAAUAAAUGGGUCACAGUAUUCAUUGAAUCAAGUUUCAUUAGUAUUGCGGUUGGCGGUUGUUAAUAGUCAUUAUGGUAAAGGCAGGCUAGCAUAGUAGUUCAUGCUUUGUAUAAAAUUUGCGUAAGAUCUUCAAGGCCACUUAGCUGCCACCAUGUUGCAAUCAAUUUGUGAAAACUAAAAAUCUUAACAUUCGAAUUCGGCCUGUAUCCUCAUCUCAAUCGAAUACUGUACUCGAGCUUGGAAGUUCAAGUUCCUGCAACUUAUUGAACGAAUAAACAAAGUUGUUUCCUUUUUCAAUCUGA